Messenger RNA from Mus musculus (house mouse), 2336 nucleotides. RefSeq names its product bone marrow stromal cell antigen 1 (gene Bst1). Gene Ontology annotation, molecular function: NAD+ nucleosidase activity, cyclic ADP-ribose generating. The coding region runs from base 35 to 970 and encodes 311 amino acids. Lineage: Eukaryota; Metazoa; Chordata; Mammalia; Rodentia; Muridae. The transcript is spliced from 9 exons. The record is from RefSeq and is marked validated. Gene Ontology annotation, cellular component: plasma membrane.
GAGGCCACGGGCUAGAGGAAUCAAAGUCUUCUUGAUGGCUGUCCAGGGAGGCCUGUUGUCUCUGUGGCUGUGGCUAUGGCUGUCCUUGCUGACAGUGCUUCUGGGGGCAAGAGCGCGGUGGACAGGGGAGGGUACCACUCCUCACCUCCAGAGCAUCUUCCUGGGCCGCUGCGCAGAGUACACCACGCUGCUGAGCCUGGGGAACAAAAACUGCACAGCCAUCUGGGAGGCCUUCAAGGGGGUGCUGGACAAGGACCCCUGCUCUGUGCUCCCCUCAGACUAUGAUCUCUUCAUUAACCUCUCCAGGCACCCCAUUCCUAGGGACAAGUCACUGUUCUGGGAGAAUAACCACCUGCUCGUUAUGAGCUAUGGGGAGAACACCCGCCGCCUCGUGGCCCUGUGCGACGUGCUGUAUGGCAAAGUUGGCGAUUUCUUGAGCUGGUGUCGACAGGAAAAUGCCUCUGGACUUGACUACCAGUCCUGCCCCACAUCAGAAGACUGUGAAAACAACGCCGUGGACUCCUAUUGGAAAAGUGCAUCCAUGCAGUAUUCAAGAGACAGUUCAGGGGUGAUCAACGUCAUGCUGAAUGGCUCGGAGCCAAAAGGAGCCUAUCCCACGAGAGGGUUUUUUGCAGAUUUUGAAAUCCCGUACUUACAAAAGGAUAAAGUCACAAGAAUAGAGAUCUGGGUUAUGCAUGACGUUGGAGGGCCCAAUGUGGAAUCCUGUGGCGAAGGCAGUGUGAAAAUCCUGGAAGACAGAUUGGAGGCCCUGGGGUUCCAGCACAGCUGUAUCAAUGACUACCGACCAGUGAAGUUCUUAAUGUGUGUGGACCACAGCACUCACCCCGACUGUAUCAUGAACUCAGCCUCAGCAUCUAUGCGGAGGGAGAGCGCAUCUCUUCAUGCAAUAGGAGACGCCAGCCUUCUCAUUUCUCUCUUAGUAGCUUUGGCUUCAAGUUCUCAGGCGUGACUAGAAAAUCCCCACAGGGUUCUAACAGAAGCCAGCCUUGCAGCAACCCUUGAGUAGUCCACUGUCCUGUGUAAACUAAGGAAACCCACUGUCUCAAGACAAACCCUUCUAGAAAAACAAUGUAACCAGACGGUAAUCCAGUUGUAUUUACACUCAUGAUUCAAGAAACAAGGCAUUCAUCUAGUCCUGCUUAGCAGACAGAAGUUGCUACUGUGGAGUUAAAGUUAUUAUCUCUUAUUUGAUAAUGGUACAAAGCACUGAGACCUGGAGAAUAGUUUAAUCUUAAAUAAUUAAAUGUAUUUAUGGAAGCAUCUGUAUUUUUUAUUUUCUGUAUUUUCUUGUGUUUCAAAUGAUACAACACGUGUUUGUUAAGAGCUUCAAUUACAUGUACAGCAUAUAAAGGUAUACAUAUAUAGAUGUUAUGCAAAGAUGUAUAUCUAAAGAUGUCUAUUUAAUGGCUACUUAUGAUAAGGAAAUAACCCAAAAUGUCAAGCACACACAAGCACACACAGGUUUGGAACUGCUACAUAAGGUUUUGUAUACCCAUAGGAUGGAACGUUCAUUUGUUAAGUAAAUGUCAUGUGUGUCACCUGACUGGUGAACAGUUAAGUCAAAUGUAGUGCAUUCUGUAACUGUAGUGCAUUCUGUACUGGGCACUACUGCUCAGCCAUCAGCAGGAACUAGUAUUGAUGUAUAGUCAUAUGAAUGGCAAUUCCAGUGCAUUGUGCUAUGGGAAAGAAGCCUGACCAAAUGGCUACACACUGCAGAUAAAAAUACAGAGUUCUGAAAAGGACAAAGCUAUGGAGAAAGAGGAAUGCGGUGGAUUCCAGGAUGGGUGGGCGGGGUGCCAGAGGCAUGAGGGGGGGAGGGGCUAAGUUAAAGGAGAAGUGAGAAACACCAAGGUGGCAUCUCACAUAAACUUCUCAAAACUCUCAAAGCUGUGCAUCAGAAGGAGUAAAUCUCACAGGAUGCAAAUUUAACAUCUUUGUCUUAGGAACAUUUCAUCACAUAAGAAAAUGUUAACAUGUGUUAGAGAUGGGAUAUAAAACUACUCACAAUAUGAUGCAAGUGUUAUGAAAUAUAAUAUGAAUGUAAGAAAUACUAUCACAUUCCUUAUGUGUGUUUAUAGCAUAUGCAUACACUGUAAAUGAAUAAAAGAAAAUAACCCCAAGGAGAGUGCAGUUCUCUCUGAAUAGGGACUUCACAGCUAUUCUGUUUUUGAUCUUUGGCUUAUUAAUAUUUUCUGCUUCUUUACAGUAUAUCAAAGAAAAAAAGGAAACACACUUACCAUAUGUGUGCAGAAAUGUGGUUGAAUAGGGAACAUUUCCUGAAGAGAAUAAAACAAAAUUAAAUCCUGUCACAGAUA